This is a messenger RNA of Alternaria ethzedia, 1959 nucleotides long. RefSeq lists its product as uncharacterized. The record is from RefSeq and is a predicted model, not a curated record. The transcript is spliced from 4 exons. The coding region runs from base 1 to 1959 and encodes 652 amino acids. Lineage: Eukaryota; Fungi; Ascomycota; Dothideomycetes; Pleosporales; Pleosporaceae. Gene Ontology annotation, cellular component: nucleus. Gene Ontology annotation, molecular function: DNA-binding transcription factor activity; transcription cis-regulatory region binding. Gene Ontology annotation, biological process: positive regulation of transcription by RNA polymerase II.
AUGAGGAUAUGUCCGGCCCCAUGGGCUCAGCGCAUGGUGGGAAUGGUCGCGCGCGAAGAAGGCCAGCACCUGGCGAGCAGGUCAAGCACCGCAGAACUCGGAGCGGUUGUUUCACAUGCAGGCAACGAAGAGUCAAGUCAAAAGGCGACCCGGAAUGGGUCCAAGUCGGGCAAGUCGGCGUUCGCGGAUGAUCAUUCCUCACCCGAAACCCAUGAUGGGGAGAACAAGGAGCGUCUUCCCGCGAUCAUGGAUGAAGACGAGGAUGACGACUACAUCGAGUAUGACGACGACGACGACGAUAUGUCAAAGAGUCAAGAUGCCCGAGAUUCGUCACAUACACCCGGGUCGCUCCUCGAUCAAAGUACGUCGCCAUCUACCGAAGCGUCAUCAACCGCCCCGCCUACGAUACGACCGUCCCUGUCUCGGAAAGGCAGUGCGCAAACCACCAAACCGGGUCCUGUGACCAAGGGCACCUCCGCUAUGGCCCGAGAUCUUCAGUUUUAUCUGAACUACUUCCGGGACCAUAUGAGUGUGCAUCACUACUCGCUGAAACGCGACACGCACGGCUUCCUCAAAGGCGACUUCUUGAGUUGGGCGAUGAAAUUUGAGCCUUUGAAGUACGCUGUAGCCGGGUACGCGGCGUACUUCCACACACUUGAGCAGCCAGAUGGCCGCAUGAACAGCUUUCUUCAGUUCUACAACGAGUCUGUUUCGCGGCUGAGGAUAGCCAUCACCAAAAAUAAGAAACAGGGGCUCGCAACGUUUCUGACUAUACUACAGCUUGCCAGUAUCGAGGAGAUGCUUGGUGACUGGGUCAACCUCAUGGGUCAUCAGAAAGCUGCGUUCGAAAUGCUCACCCGCCUGUUCACGCCGGAGACUAUCACCAAGUCAGAUUUUCUCUGCAAAGUACUACUGUGGUAUGUCCGGUUUGAUCUGUUUGUUGGCUUUCAGUCUGGCGGCGAAGCAGUGCUGGGUCGGGAGUGGUACGAGGCUGUACAUGGAUGCUACGUGCAGAAAGUACGCGACAUGCCAGGAGACAUUGGAAUGAAAUACGAAGAGCGUUUUGCGCAUUCAAGACUGGUGGCGAAAGACUCGAACGAUCUGUUUGCGAGAACAGCCAAAGGUCUUGUCAGUCCCCAAGAUUUCAUGGCCCAGUUACCGAUACUCAGGGAGAGAGUGGAAUCGCUACAAAGGAACAUGGGUACAGACUUGACGGAUCCCAAUCACAAGGUCCACCAGAUCCUGGGAACGCCAAAGCCAGAGGACAUUGUCAACCCUUACGAGCCGGAUGUCCUAUGGGGCGGACCGCUUUGGACAUCGAACUUCCUGCAGCUGGACACGUGGGGUAUCAUGUUCAUGUUUACGAUCUCGUCUUCUAUGGCGUUGAAGCAGCCUCUUGAUCCAGAAGUCACUAAAGAAGCAUACAAAGCGAUACAAGUCUUCGAGGCUAUAUGCGCAUAUCCGGAAGCUCCGCCGGGCGCGGUACUGGAGGCACAAGUCAGUUUCGCCAUCGCGACUCUGUUCCUGCCGAAAGAUCAGAAGACUGUGCAGUGGGUUCGACAGACAUUUGCCAGGAUUGAAGCAUCAGGAUACAUUUAUUCUGACAUUCUUCGCAAUCGUAUGCUCGAAGGCAUGGGGGUUGGCCCAUCGGACUGGUGGCUUCCCAACGACGAAAGCUGCCCGCCUAUCAUCCGGUCCAUCAAAGACUUUAUCAAAGACCGCACACAGGCACCCAAGGACCAGGUCUCGGACGAUCUACGAGAGAUGCGAGGCAUCUUCAGCUCCCUGACAAUUUCCGAUUCGCCGCCCUCGGACAACAUGACGGUGACGAGCGCCGACGGCGUGGCUUCAACGUACAAUUCUCCAGAUUGGCAAUCUCCGGGCUACGGAAGCGACCGCAAGUCGUCAAACGCUGAGGCUUGUCCACCGGGGUCACAUCAACAGUACGCUGUGCAGUAG